Molecule: messenger RNA, 306 nt
Organism: Macrosiphum euphorbiae (potato aphid)
Lineage: Eukaryota; Metazoa; Arthropoda; Insecta; Hemiptera; Aphididae
Source: the annotation of a GenBank genome assembly
AUGUUUUGUUGUGGAGUAUGCAAUGCCGUAUUUACCGGCAUAUACGAGGAAUCUGUAUUCACAACUCAAUGCGGUCAUUUGUUCCAUGCUGAAUGCCUUAGAAUGUGUUUCAACAAGCAGUUUUUAAACCAAGAUGUUGUACUUAAAUGCCCGUUUUGUUCACUAUUCGUUGACCCAGCCAAAUUGGUUAAGUUACAUCUCCAACUAGAUGCGAAUUGGAAAGAUACCGCUUCUGCUUUAAGAAAACAGGCCAAUAGAAGCAUCAUUAAUUUGGAUGAAACAUUAAUGAACAACUCAGUAAAAUGA